This is a messenger RNA of Corticium candelabrum, 2224 nucleotides long. Its product is annotated as E3 ubiquitin-protein ligase AMFR-like. Gene Ontology annotation, cellular component: cytosol; ubiquitin ligase complex; endoplasmic reticulum. The record is from RefSeq and is a predicted model, not a curated record. The transcript has 12 exons. Gene Ontology annotation, molecular function: ubiquitin protein ligase activity; ubiquitin binding. The coding region runs from base 55 to 1944 and encodes 629 amino acids. NCBI's taxonomy places the organism in Eukaryota, Metazoa, Porifera, Homoscleromorpha, Homosclerophorida, Plakinidae. Gene Ontology annotation, biological process: protein K48-linked ubiquitination; ubiquitin-dependent protein catabolic process; endoplasmic reticulum unfolded protein response.
GUCUACAUCCGGGCUAUUAGGUCAUUCUACACCGACUGCAGGGGAAAGGUUACGAUGCCGAUUUUUUCAUUCCGUACGACUCCCUUGCCGUCUCUUCGUACCUACACGAUCUUCAGCGUCGUCGUUCUGUGCGUCUCCGUCCUGCUGCUGCGUCAUCAUCCCGACGAGGAGCCGCCCACGCACCAAGUCGCCAGCAACAAACCGGACAACGAAACAGAAAACGCGAACAGCGACGAAAGCGCAGUAUUCUCUAAAUGGGCUGUCAUCAAUAUCUCUUUCUGCGCGCUUCUCUGGUUGAGCAAACUUGCUGUCAAAGGCGUUUACGGCAAGCUGAGAGUCGGAGAAGAGCAGCAAGUUCGCGAGAAGGUCUGGAAUUUCGCGUUCUACCGCUUCGUGUUUGUCUUCGGUGUGAUCAGUAUACAGGAUUUUGAGGAGCUGAUGAUUUGGAUUUUUUGGCUCUCGCUGUUGGGGUUUUUUAUGAUGUGGGGACAACUGGUCAAGAUGAGGAGUGAAUAUAUAUGUCAAAGUCCUCACACACAUUUCUCAGUGCACCUUAAAUUGCUAGCAACGUCUGUAGCUGUUAUCUCCAGCAUUGCUCUUCUCUUCGUUGUUGCUUAUCACGUAGGAUACGACUACGGAGUCGACCACUUCAUGUUCAUGGUUGCAGAGUGUCUCAUUCUGGCUUUGCAGGCAAUGCAUACAAUGAUAAAGCAUGGUAUCUAUUUGUAUGACGAGUCACAGCCGGGCACAUGGGAGAAUAGGGCAAUCUAUUCGUAUUAUAUUGAUUUUCUAUGCGAUGUGACUGUUCUUGCCAUUGAUUUUCUUCAUCACAUUCACAUGAUGUUGUGGAUAAACAUCUUUCUAAGCGUUGCAAGUCUGGUCAUCUUUACACAACUUCGCUCAAUUUAUAGUGAAUUGAAGAAGCGAUAUGAACGACAUAGGAACUUCAUGAGAGUAAGUCAAGAAUUGGAAACAAGAUUUCCAUUGGCUACGAAGGCCGAACUAGAGGAAUGCAGUGACAACUGUGCCAUCUGUUGGGAUGCUAUGGAGUCGGCGAGGAAGUUGCCGUGUGGACAUCUUUUUCAUUUGUCUUGUCUGAGGUUGUGGUUGGAACAGGACACAACAUGUCCGACGUGUCGUGUGAGUCUUGGCCAUUCUCAACGACCGACCGAGCUGAACAACUUGGCACAGGACGCAUUGUUACCACCACAGCAACCACAACAAAUACCAAUUAACAGGAACUCUGUGUGGGAAUUUGAUGGAACUCGGUAUGCAAGUUGGUUGCCGGUCUUCUCAGUCGAGGUUGUUCGAGGGCAGCAACGAAAUAUCCCAUCAGUAGAUGAUAUGGUUCAACGUGUUCGUACUGUUCUUCCUCACGUGCCUUAUAAUGUCGUCGUUACUGAUCUCCAACAGACCGGCUCCGUUCAGCAGACGAUAAAUAACUUGAUAGAGCACACACCGACACAAGUUUCUGUUUCUAACGAUCAAGAACAUUCGACUGUCCGACAUCGGCAACUAUGGACGACGACAUCUGGUCAUUCAGAGAGUGGACUGUCAUUGUCACAUCCACAAGUGGAAGCAGCUACACAAGGUGCUUCAUCUGCAGCUGAUGUCAUCACCUCGGACGAGAACUCUCAGUGCGAAGUGACAGAUCAGAACGAGUUGCUGCAUCAUCAGUCUGAUGAAGAUGGCAACACCAACAACUCUCACUCGCAGGCACGUGUAACAGCUCAACUGCGAUUACCAAAGCUUGAUGAGAGUCAACACGGGGAAGACACAGGAGGAGAAUUCGAAGUUGCUCAAGCGUUUCCCACGGUGAGUAACGAGGAGUCACGUGACGCAUUUGGGUCAUCGACAACGAGGAGAGAAAGUGAGGACAUGCAGCAGAGACGACUGCUUUCAUUGCAGGCUGCAGAGCGACGACUGCAGCAGCAACAACAAUGAUAACACGAGUACAAUUCAUGUUGAAUGAGACGCUUGUGAUGACAUGAUAUUGUAUGAUAUACUUGAUGGUGAACAACUGAGGAAUAGUUAGUCCUGGUUAAUUAUUAUUUGUUCAUUCGAUGAGCUCUUUGCAGUGUUAAGUUUGAGAUGGUGAAGUUAGCUAUCACCUACUGCCAACUGUUUGAUCAAUUUGCUACGCGACAAUUUACAAUGUGGUGAAGUCGUGUGAACGUUUACUGUUGGACACUUGGACACCUGUGUGUGUGUGUGUGCGUGUGUG